AUUGGCCCCAUUUUCCCCCAUUCCUUGCUGGCGAGUAGGCUGGCUUGUGCCCGCUUCCGGAGAUUUAUAGAAGCGGAAGGUGUGCGGAGAUUCGGAGCGAAUUGAGUUCGGGAUCACACCGAGUUGAAUCUGUUCUCGUUUUGCGUUUGGGUUUCUUGUUUCUUCCCCGGUGUCUCUCCGGAUCCGAACUUGGAGGAACUGCGACCAAGUCCGUUUCCAUUUGUUCGGAGGAAAAACAAUCAGAAACAGAUGGUAGGGAUCGACAGAAACAGUGAUGAUUCAUCGCUCAAUGCACGGGCUGGUCCCCCAGUGGCACCUCCUUUACCUGGUCCGCCCAUGACCAAAUGGGCGAGGAAGGGAGUGCCUCAAGGAGCCGAUUGCUGCGUCUCAACAACUGCGAUCGAUCUAUGGGACCGACUUUUUGAUGAAGGCUAUAAAGCAGAUGUCCGAAUUCACACUGAUGAUGGUGGUGUCGUCUAUGCACAUGCUUGGAUAGUUAGCAUGGCUUCUCCAGUAAUGAAAGGCAUGCUAAAGAAAUCCAAAAGAAAGGGUCGUUAUCAAGUAUUAUCAAUCGGUGGAGUUCCUCAUGAUGCUGUUCGUGUUUUUGUUCGAUUCCUGUACUCCUCCCGUUAUCAAAACCAAGACAUGGCCGAGUUCAUCGUGCCUUUACUGGUGCUCUCACACUCGUUCAUGGUUCCUCGGCUCAAGCAAAUCUGCGAGCAGCAACUCGAGCAAGGUCUACUUAACAUGGAGAAUGUCAUUGACAUCUUUCAGCUUGCAUUGCUCUGUGAUGCUCCUCGUCUUGGCUUCAUCUCUCACCGCAUGAUCGUGAAGAACUUCAAGGAUGUGUCAGCCACCGAAGGGUGGGCAGCAAUGAAGCAGAGUUUCCCCUUACUAGAAAAAGAGCUACUAGAGUGUGUCAUCGAGGAAGACAAUAGAACAAAGGAGAGGAUCAGAAGGAAGAAUGAGAGGAAGAUCUAUUUGCAGCUAUACGAAGCGAUGGAAGCUCUUGUUCAUAUUUGUAGAGACGGGUGUCAGACGAUUGGGCCUCAUGACAAAGUCUUCAAGAAGGACCAGCCGCCGUGCAGCUUCGAGGCUUGCAAGGGCUUAGAAUUGCUGAUCCGCCACUUUGCGGGCUGCAAGUUACGGGUUCCGGGUGGUUGCAUCCACUGCAAGCGAAUGUGGCAGCUGUUGGAACUGCACUCCCGUCUCUGUGCCGAUUCAAAUGUUUGCCGAGUCCCCUUGUGUAGGAACUUCAAGGACAGGAUCAAGAAACAGAACAAAAAGGACGAGACCAAGUGGAGAAUACUUGCGAGAAAGAUCUUGAGGACGAAGACCAUCGGGGUAGCGCCGUUUUUCACAUCGGCAUGUGGGUGCUAGUUAGGAAAGCAAAUCCCGGGCUUCUGUGGGAUGUCGAUCCGAGUGUAAUAUGUAAUGUUCAUAUGCAAUGAGAAGCCUGGCAUUGAAUUUGGGUUGUUCUGGAUGCAUCUUGAUUGCCAGAAUCAGAAGGAUAGGAAAAAUAGUUCGCAUUCUCUUA
Molecule: messenger RNA, 1537 nt
Organism: Rhodamnia argentea
Lineage: Eukaryota; Viridiplantae; Streptophyta; Magnoliopsida; Myrtales; Myrtaceae
Product: BTB/POZ and TAZ domain-containing protein 4
Exons: 6
Coding region: 250-1380 (376 amino acids)
Molecular function (GO): protein binding
Source: RefSeq, a predicted model, not a curated record